UUGGUUUCCAGAGGGGCGUUCUCCGUCGUGAGGAGGUGUAUGAAAAUCACCACAGGACAAGAGUACGCUGCCAAAAUUAUCAACACCAAAAAGCUUUCAGCUAGGGAUCACCAGAAACUGGAAAGAGAAGCCAGGAUCUGUCGCCUCCUGAAGCAUCCUAAUAUCGUGCGGCUCCAUGACAGCAUAUCAGAAGAAGGAUUCCAUUACUUAGUCUUUGACUUAGUCACCGGAGGUGAAUUGUUUGAAGAUAUAGUUGCAAGAGAGUAUUACAGUGAAGCAGAUGCCAGUCAUUGUAUACAGCAGAUUCUAGAAAGUGUUAAUCAUUGUCAUCUAAAUGGCAUAGUUCACAGAGACCUGAAGCCUGAGAACUUACUUCUAGCUAGCAAAUCCAAGGGAGCAGCAGUAAAACUGGCAGACUUUGGAUUGGCUAUUGAAGUCCAGGGAGAACAACAGGCUUGGUUUGGCUUUGCUGGUACUCCAGGAUACCUUUCUCCAGAAGUGUUACGAAAAGAUCCUUAUGGAAAACCUGUGGAUAUGUGGGCAUGUGGAGUCAUUCUGUACAUCCUCCUGGUGGGAUACCCUCCCUUCUGGGAUGAAGAUCAGCACAGACUUUACCAGCAGAUCAAGGCUGGUGCUUAUGAUUUCCCCUCACCAGAAUGGGACACGGUGACUCCUGAAGCAAAAGACCUUAUCAAUAAAAUGCUCACCAUCAACCCAGCAAAACGUAUCACAGCAUCAGAAGCACUGAAGCAUCCAUGGAUCUGUCAACGUUCUACUGUUGCCUCUAUGAUGCACAGACAAGAGACUGUAGAUUGCUUGAAGAAAUUCAAUGCAAGAAGGAAACUAAAGGGGGCCAUUUUGACAACAAUGCUGGCUACCAGAAAUUUCUCAGCAGCCAAGAGUUUACUGAAAAAGCCAGAUGGAGUUAAGAAAAGGAAGUCCAGUUCGAGUGUUCAGAUGAUGAUAAACAACAAAACCAACGUGGUAACCAGCCCCAAGGAAAAUAUUCCUACCCCGGCGCUGGAGCCCCAAACUACAGUAAUCCACAACCCUGAUGGAAAUAAGGAAUCAACAGAGAGUUCCAACACGACCAUCGAAGAUGAGGAUGUCAAAGCUCGUAAGCAGGAGAUUAUCAAGGUGACCGAGCAGUUGAUCGAAGCCAUCAACAACGGGGACUUCGAAGCUUACACAAAAAUCUGUGAUCCAGGCCUUACGUCUUUUGAACCUGAAGCUUUGGGUAAUCUGGUAGAAGGGAUGGACUUCCACCGGUUUUACUUUGAAAAUGCUCUGUCCAAAAGCAACAAGCCGAUCCACACCAUCAUCCUGAACCCUCACGUGCACCUGGUGGGCGAGGACGCGGCGUGCAUCGCCUACAUCCGCCUGACGCAGUACAUGGACGGCAGCGGCAUGCCAAAGACUAUGCAGUCCGAGGAGACGCGCGUGUGGCACCGGCGCGACGGCAAGUGGCAGAACGUGCACUUCCACCGCUCGGGCUCGCCCACCGUACCCAUCAAGUAAGGAACAGCCCCAGCACCAGCUCACACCUCCUAGGCACACCGCGUAGUCCGAUAGCUGCUUUGGGCCUUAAAAACUGCGAGCCGUCCUCUGGUAGUGUCAUUUCUUGUGGUUGUUUAUUAUGUAUUAUACCCGCUGGUGUGCGUAGUAUUGGUGCGGAGGUUUUUUAAACAAUGCGCUUUUUUGGUUGUGUUUUUUUCUACUGUGAUGCCCACCGAUUCAAUUCGGUCCCUGAACUGACAGCUUGAAGAGCAGGAAGGUGUUUUAAUGUAGAGAAAGCUUGAUGGAAGUCACACAAAACAGGAUUGGAAAACCUGGAAUAGAAUUUCUGGAAAACCUGGAAAAAUAAAAAGCAGUAGGAUAUAUGGAGCUGUGAGAGCUGACCAGAAAGUUUCAUGUAAAGAAGUGUCACUACUGGGAAAAACCUGAUGUUUGACUAACAUUUAGUGUGAUUUCCAGCCACCUCUACUUUCUCAGGCCUAGAUAUGUUCCCUGCAACUUGGGCUUGAGCCAGUUUGCACAUUUCCCUUGUAAAUUGAGCCAUCCCAGUACCAUCUUUCCCCACACUCUGCACACGUAACUGCCGAGUGUUCCCGUCAGACAGCUCCGACAUCCCCGUGGGAAAGCCUCGCGUCUCUCCCGUCAGCUUUUCUCUCUGCUCUUCAUCCAGGCCCUGCCAUGCCCUCAGAGUCAGGCAGUGCCCAGGCUCCUUGAGCCACAUGACACUCAGGCCGUUGGCUCCUCUUCUUCUUCAAUAGCCUCAGCUAAUGAACUCCAAUCUCACUGACUUGUGGUUUCCCAGAUAGGCAGCACUGGUCCAGGCCUGGCUUUGCACAGUUGUGAGCCCUCUGUAUAGGAUACAAUUCCAUUUGUGUCAGGUGUCUUAAUGUGGAGAGUGGCUGAAUUACCUGGCGUGGAUGGUAAGGGCUCAGAUUUCAUCCUUUGAAUUUCAUCAUGUCUUGUAUUUUACUUCUUGCAGCACUCUUCUCCUAUAUUAAAUAAUACUUGAUGAAGUAAGAAAUAAGGUAGAAUGAAGUGUUAAACUUCCAUGGUGAUGAUUUUGUAUUCUUUUUUUUAUUUAGGAAAAAAGAAAUUUUAUUACUUAGAGAUAACUGUUUUAUUUCAAAAUGUGAAACCAAUGGGAACAGGAGCCACGUUGUCCUUUGUUUCUCACAUUCCAGCUGCACUGCCAGUGUUUCAACAGAUCAUACUCAAAGAGCAGUUACACUUCCUUGAAACGCAGUGUUAGGUAAAUCUUGGAGGUGUUCAUAAAGGGAUCUGAGCUGGGUGUGUGUAGAGCCAGAAAGCCCAAGUGAAUCAGGUUCACCUGGCCCACUACUGCACCCUGAGCAGUCAGUGUUUACAGCACAGUGACAUGAAUUGGACUAGGGAAUCAUUUAAUCUUUGGUUAUUUUUUUUCACAUCUGUGUUUUUGGGACAGAGGUGCUGCAGGAGGUUCUUUGCAGUUAUUUGUGCUCUCUAGUAAAGAUGAGAAUUUCUGGAACUGCCAUGGGUGGAAGGAGAAGCAAAAUCACCAUGGAGUAACUUUUUGGAGGUUGCAGGGCAAUUUCUGUAUUGGUGAAUGUUUUGAGCCUAUGGGAUCAGACCGAGGAGAUUCCAGGAUUGUGAGGGGUAUCCAAGCUUAAGGGGUCACAGAACCAGACUGAGGCUUAAGGAGAGAUUCCCUGAGUUAGCAACAUAGCCCUACAUGUGUAGCACUGGCAGCAAUAUCACAAAAAUCCCAUAAACAGCUCUCAUCUUGAAUUCAGAGGAGGUUUUUGGACUUGCUCCUAGCACUGUUCCAAAAUAUCAUUAGUCUGUUGGUUAGGAGCCUUACUUUUAGUGUGAAAUUUAGUCAUUUUCAGUGUAUCUUUGGUUCUUGUAUGUCAUCGUUCUCCUGCACUGGUUAGGUGUGCAGACAUCAGCUGGUUUGUAGGAAGGCUGAUCAGAUCGUUCCCACCUUCUACUUCUGUAGGGUUAAACAGCCAGCGCUACCCCAGAUGGCAUUGAUGGGAUCUCCAUUUUCCAACUACCUUAUCUCCUUAAUGUCUUCUUUUGUUUGAGGUUUGCCUUUCCAUUAGCUUGGCUUCUUCUGAAAUGCUCUGUCCAACUGUGGGACUUGAUGGAAUUCCCCAAUGUCUUUCUCUGACAUGAGAAAUGCCCUGCUCUGUUCUGGCAUGAUUUUUGCACUUUUGUGAUCUGCAGCACAUCUGAGACAGCCACCUACUUAUCAACUCUCAUGUCCAGCCAGUGAGUACAUAGAAACUUCUAGAGCUUUGGACUUCCUAUUAUUCCAUGUAAUACUUUUGGAUUAGCCAGCCCUCAAGGUUAUUUGGUUCUCCUUGUACAAUGGUCCUGUUUUCUUUUCUUUUUAUAGUGCCUUCCACCUAAGUGUCAGUAUGCUGCGUGAGAUCAGUCCUACUGCUUGUGCUCAGGAUUAGUGAGUCUCCUCUAGGCUGAUGGCUCCCAUUUCAGCACAAACAUUCUUUCUUUAUUCCCCUUCUUCUUAAGUCUGACUGGGAGAUUCCCACGUGGCACCAAGCUAGAAUCACCUCCUAUGACCUGUCUUGACCAUUUUUACAUGGUCUCAAAUUUCAUCUUUGCUUUUCCCAGUCUGAGCAGCAAUAACUCCAUUUUGGAAAACUAGAGAAGAAACUUGAUUAACACGUUCUGGUUUAUCUUCCCUUUAUUUGAAAGUAUGCAGUCUACAGCUACUUAUUUAAAUAUUACCAACAUACAGUACUUAAUAAUGGCAUUUCCAUAAUACAAAAGUAUUUUAUAUAUCAUGUCUGAAGAUGAGUUUCAAAUCUAAUAAAGUUGCAGAAACGAUUAGAGCUGUGAUCUGCUUCUGCAGGCAUGGUAUCCUAGAUGAUGUUACAUCAGUUUCUGCAAGCACGGAAGCUUCCUUGUUUUCAGGACUAUGAGAAGGAGUGUGCAUAAAUCUAAGGGUAGAACUGAGGUCUUUGGUAGCUGUAGGUGUAGGGAAAUGUUUCCUUGUGGCAGAGAACGUAAUUGAAAAAGGAUACAAGCACAAACGUAUAUUUGUUUAUAAAUAUAUUUGUUUAUGAAUAAAUUGUAUUGGUAGUUUUGCUGCGCGUUGAGAUGAGGCAGACUUGGGUUUCUGUCUCGCCCAUCGUUUCUGUCUGGGUGAUGGGAUAUGGUGAUAGGAGAUGGUAGGAAAUUGUUCUCUGUAUCCUUGUUCUUGGGGACCUGUGCAAAUGUGUUUCUGCUUGUUCUCGCCGAGUGCACAGGCCCAGUAGGAGCAGCCAAAGGGCUGCUGGGCCUGAAAGUGGCUCCCUAACCUACCUUUAGCCUCAGUGAGGCUUAUGUUCCCUCCCUGACCACAGCUCACACCUUCUUAUGCUUUGAUAAGCACAGUCCCAGAGAGCAGGAAUGCUGAGUAAAGAGUUUGUUCUGUGUUUGUGCAGUGCCUAGCGCAGAGGGAUCCCACCACGGCUCCAGCCCCUAGAUGCUACGGUAAUACAAAUGAUGCUCCAACCUCAGUUAGCUCCAUACUUGCUGCCAGCUCCUUUCCCUUCCUUCUCUCUCUGCAUUCGGCUCUGGCAUGUCUUGCAUGUGAAUGACACCCGAUUCUUCCUUGUCACUUGGUCCAGUCUUUGUACAAGAGCCUCAGUCCAUGGCAGUGCCUGCGAUGUCCAUGCUGAGGAAGUUGAGUUACACCCAGAGACUUUCGGAUUCCGCCCUCCCUCCCUUAAGGAAUCCCUUAAGGCACUUUGGCUUCCUGCCUCAGUUUCCUUUUUUAUUUUAACAGCCUGUCUGGCAUCUUGUAAAGAUGGAAAAUGUCUGUAAAGUGGUUUGAAAAAUAAAAGAAUGCCUUGCCUGAGUGGCGGUUUUUUCCCUUGCUUUUUCCCGGUAUCGUGUUAAGUGAUCUCGACAAGAUGGUUUUUUUUCAAUGGCAUUGGCUAACACUUGAGCAUGUGUUGUUAUCUGGUGGUGAUGUUACCUCAGUAAUGGAAAUCUGUUUGUUUUUUUCUCCUUCCUCCUAGCUAAAAAUAUCAGCGGUGCCGCUCUUGCAUUUUCUGUACCCAACGCACCUGGUUGAUUACCAUCUUGGCCAUCCCGUUCUCUUCAUGCAUGUUUCUGAGUGCAUGAAGUUGUGAAGGUUCUUCAUGUAACACAUUUGUGAUGCACCACGUUGCUGUAUAUUCCAUCUGUACACUGUUAACAUUUCAAUGAAGGUGAUGUUCCAUGCAAAUAGAGAAUAACAAGGCGUAAAAGACAAAAAGAGAUAUUGGAUGGACAGCAGUAGACACACAGUAAUACAUUUGUCACUUGCUCCAUUUAUGCCAAGUUUUGACAGACAACUUUAAAAUCUAUCAUGUUUAUUAAAAAAAAAAAGAAAAAAAAAGAAAAAGUAUAUUUUACCUUCUUUUAUUAAGAACUGUUUUUUGACUUCUCCUUUUUCUCCUGAGUCCCAGGAUUUUGCUUUGGUUCUGGUAGGAAUGGUUAGGAUUGCCGCUGGCAGCUCCUUCACUGUAAAACAGAUUUUUAUCAUAGAUGGACAAAAUCACUGAUAAAUGUGGAAGUGUUAAUAUCUUGGCUUUGGACCAGCUGCAGCCUUCUUCGUUUAUUAGUCUGUGUAAACUGGAAAAAUCUCCUCAUUUGCUGGCUUGGCCACUCCAGAAUUAACUGUCAGUGUUCUGGUGAGUCAGCAGCUUCCGUUUUCCUCUGGAGUCCUUUUCGCUUUCUUAUUUUGCUUAACUGAAAGGUUCUGUCAGAUGAUUAAGCAAAACUAAAAACUGUAAGGAACUAAGUGAUAAUUGAGAGGCAGUUUUCGAGGAUUAAAAUGGAAGGAAAGAGAAAGAUUUUUAUCGCUUUUAGGAUGUACUGUAAAUUUUUUAAAGAGGCUUUAAAAAAUAUAAUAUGUGGGUUAAUGUAUAGACCAGUUGUGUGGGUAAUAUACUCGAGAAAUAUUAGGCCUUAAAGCUAAGUAUGAAGAGUUUACUUACAUUACACUGCUGCUGUUGCUUCUCUGGAAACGAAAUACGGAGACACCGGUUUUCCGUGGGACCCUAACACUUCACCACAGGUUUGUGUCUCCCCCUCUUCCCCUCAGUCCUCUCUUGGUUUCCCAAGCUCCCCUGGCAGCGUUCGGUAUCGAGGCCGGCGAUCCCGACGGGUUUGUCCCGGCUCCGGGCCGAGGGAGGAACGCCGCGCCGGCAGCGCGGAACGCAAACUUUGCAGCAGGGACUAGUUCUCCUUCCCUCACAUUGCUGUAAAAAUGAGUCUUCACAAGAAUUUCAGUUUGUUCCCUUCCACUUCCUUCAGGAAAGGCCAGGCUGGGCUGCUCCUGAUCUCCCAUGGUUCCGUUAGCAGCAGGCUCCUGCUCCCCGCAGCGCUGUACAGUGCAUGGUAUCUCAGUCAGUGUCCUUUUUAGCCGUCCAGAAUUUACAACUCGGCAGCCGGGACUUUUUAAAAUGGGAAAGCUUCCUAAUUUGUAUCAUUUCACCUUUCUGUGUUGAUUACUAAUCAGAAGCAGUUCUUAAACAUGUUGAUGUUGUUACUAGUGGAUGUAUGGUAGAUGGACUUAAGCUUCUCUGAUAAUUACUACAUGACUUUAAACAAUAUAUAUUUAAAAUAAGCAUCUACAAUAAAUGUGUUGAGCCAUAUUAACCUGCCAAUGGGAUCUGUGAAAAAAGUAAUGGCCUCAUUUUUUUUUCUCAUUGAUUUUUUUCUUUUUUUUUUUCUUUUUUUCUUUUUUUCUUUUUUUUUUUUUUGUGAAGCGGCUAUAAGUGGCAUAACUGUAUUUAAAAUUAACGAAUUAGGUGUAGGGUGUUUUUUUUAUACUUCUAACCUAGCAUGUGGUGUUGACGUAUUACUGUAGACCAAGUUUGUCUUCCACACCAAGACGUGAGGAAAUUGUGAUUUGUUCUCUCCACCACAACUGAAUUCUACACUUCUGUCAUUUUGGAACACUGCAGUUUACCAUGGGACACAGUGUACAUAUUUCUUGCCAUAAUGGUAAAUGAUUGAUAUAUUUAAGGAUUAAUAAAUUUGUGAUUUCUGCUGAAA
Messenger RNA from Cyanistes caeruleus (blue tit), 7548 nucleotides. NCBI's taxonomy places the organism in Eukaryota, Metazoa, Chordata, Aves, Passeriformes, Paridae. The record is from RefSeq and is a predicted model, not a curated record.